AGAAUCGCUUUAGAAGAAUUGAUUGUGUUUGUUGAUAGUUUUGCUGAGUUCGAAGGUGCUAGGUAAUUACGUCACCCCACUUUCUCACGAUCGUGAGUCUGAAGACUCACCACUGAGAACUUCUUCCAAUCACGCCACGUUAGAAGUCUGACCUUACACAUCUUACAUUAACCGAGUACACGCCCACAUCAAUGCUAAAGCGCGUCAUACCUAUACAUCUUAGAAGACGAGGACCAACAUUGAGCCAGUUACUUGCAGCUCCUACACCAUCAGUCAGAAUGCUGCACUCCGCCUCAACACCAGUACCCACGAACAAUUCAUCAAAGAAAAUCUUCGCCCCAACAAGCAACUCUGAAGACCCCGGCCAUGCAACCCAAUACACCAAAGGCGCUCUCGAUCGCACCGACCUGCUCCCCUCGCCCACCGACCAGUUCCACGCCUGGUUCGAAGAAGCCUCCAAGAGCGGCGUGUACCAGCCCGAAACCGUCACAUUCUCGACCGCCGAGCUGCCCAGCGGCAAGGUAUCCGCGCGCAUGGUGUACAUGAAAGAGCUUGACUCGCGUGGCUUCGUGAUCUACUCCAACUGGGGCACCUCGCGCAAAGCCGCCGAUGUCGCUAGCAACCCCCACGCGGCGCUGACUUUCUGGUGGAGGGAGCUCGAGCGCCAGGUCCGUGUUGAAGGGCGCGUUGAGCGGCUUGCUUCGGAGGAAUCACAGGUUUACUACGAUACGCGGAUUCGGGGGAGCAGGAUCGGCGCGUGGGCGAGUCAGCAGAGUAAGGUGCUGCAGGGGAGGGAGGAGCUUGAGAAGCAGGUCGAAGAUGUAGAGCAGAAAUUCGAGGGGAAGGACAAGAUUCCUGUACCAGAAUUUUGGGGUGGAUUGAGAGUGAUUCCUGAAGUUGUGGAGUUCUGGCAGGGUAGGCCGAGUCGUUUGCACGACCGGUUUCAGUACCAGUGGGUGGAGAAGGAGAGUGGAGAGGGCGAGUGGAAGGUUGAUAGAUUGAGUCCAUAGUAUGCCAAGCGGUGUACAGAGACAAUUUGAACGUGAAAAUGAUA
Boeremia exigua is the source of this 1054-nucleotide messenger RNA. RefSeq lists its product as uncharacterized. Gene Ontology annotation, molecular function: pyridoxamine phosphate oxidase activity; FMN binding. The record is from RefSeq and is a predicted model, not a curated record. NCBI's taxonomy places the organism in Eukaryota, Fungi, Ascomycota, Dothideomycetes, Pleosporales, Didymellaceae. Bases 192 to 1010 code for a protein of 272 amino acids. Gene Ontology annotation, biological process: pyridoxine biosynthetic process. The transcript has a single exon.